AUGGCCCAAGCACUCAGCACUGCCUCAGCUACCAGAACCUUCUCCCAAGUUGAGGCAAAGCCACGCACAGCCGUAGCGCGGGUGGCUCCAAACCACUUGUGCCCGGGCCACAGAGGUAUCGUUGCUGCCAAGGCCUGCGCCAGAGCCUACACGUGGAGGCCAGGCAUGGACUCUGAGACUGAGCGUCAGGUUCAAGACUGUGACAUCUGCCAGGAAAACAGCAGGCUUCCGGUGAAGGCUCCUGUACCUCAUUUCGAAGAAGCUUCUCGACCGUGGCAGGUUCUUCCCUUGGACUUUGCGGGACCGGUGGAAGGCCUCAUGGCGCUUGUAGUGAUGGACUCAUUUACGAAGUGGCUUGAAGUGAGGAACGUGCACUCAGCUUCGUCGAAGACUGUAAUCAGAGAACUGAGGUGGAUCUUUUCCACCUCCAGUAUCCCGGAAAAGAUAGUUUCGGACAAUGGUGCGCUUUUCGUUUCUGCUGAAAUUAAGGACUUCUACAAGAGCGAUGGUAUUACUAGUGACUAG
Ornithodoros turicata is the source of this 525-nucleotide messenger RNA. RefSeq lists its product as uncharacterized. NCBI's taxonomy places the organism in Eukaryota, Metazoa, Arthropoda, Arachnida, Ixodida, Argasidae. The transcript is spliced from 2 exons. Gene Ontology annotation, biological process: DNA integration. The coding region runs from base 1 to 525 and encodes 174 amino acids. The record is from RefSeq and is a predicted model, not a curated record. Gene Ontology annotation, molecular function: nucleic acid binding.